Messenger RNA from Xylaria bambusicola, 330 nucleotides. RefSeq lists its product as uncharacterized. The transcript has a single exon. NCBI's taxonomy places the organism in Eukaryota, Fungi, Ascomycota, Sordariomycetes, Xylariales, Xylariaceae. The record is from RefSeq and is a predicted model, not a curated record. The coding region runs from base 1 to 330 and encodes 109 amino acids.
AUGCCCGGCCAAAACGACUUCCUAGUGCACCUCCCCGAUAAGCCCGACAUGCUCGCAAUGCGCAUGUCUCAGAUCGGCGCACACCUAUCGCACAACAAGCCGCUCCUAGAAGCCGGCUCCCUGAUCCUCUCAGGGCCCACGCUGACGGGCCAUCCGGCGGAUCCGACACAAGGGCUCCCCAUCACGGGGAGCGUGCUGAUUUUCCGGACGGGCACGGCGGAGGAGGUAUGGGAGAUGCUGGCGGCGGACCCGCUGGCCAAGACCGGGGUGUGGGACAUGGAGAAGGCGACCGUGACGCCGUACAGGUGCGGGCUUUGGAAGCCAUACUAG